UGUUAAAAACAUUUACUACCUUGUAAAUGAUGCUCAUAGCUAUAAGAAGUGGUUCAGUGUCUCCUGUCUUUUUUAAUCCCGAUAAAGAGCGAACACUGAACCAAACUGUUAGCAAGCCACCCCGGGUAUGUGAUGACUAUUGGAGUGAAUUCAAACACUGCAAAAGCUUGUGGAAUCGCUUCCACCACUACUACACUUAUGGUACCUCCCCAUCCUGCAAGCAGUGGAAAGAGGACUAUCAUAACUGCAGCGAGUGGGAGAAACACAGAGCCCCCGAGGCAAAGGAAGCAUUGAAGGCGAGUGAAAGGUGCAGAGUGGCGGAGCAAAGAAAGUUCACCCCGGUGUGGAAACUGAGGCAAGACCCCCCCAGAGACUGGAACCUGCCCUUGAACUACAGGAAGCCUCAGGACUAAUGAAUUUUAACCUGCUGUCUCUGCUCCCACUGGCCAAAGCGAACUGAACAUACGUAAUAUAUUUCAUUUCAUGGACAUAAAAUCCUUAUGAUCUACAUGCUGGAGAGUCUUUGUCACUCACCGCCAUCUCAGAUUGAGUUCAGAGAGCUGCUGUGUGGAAGCAGAUAUGUGCAGCAUAUUCAAACAGUGAGGGCAGCAUCUAGUGGCCAAUGGUGAGGAUGGCAACAAAUGAAAUACCUGUUAAGGCAAUGUUGUUUUUGACAGUCAUAAGUAAUAAGAGUGCAGUAAGCAGAUGAUGACUGCACUCACACACUGUCAGCUAGUUUAAUAUUAAUGUUCCUUGUCAGGGAAGAACAAUAUAUGGUUAAAUUAUACAGUGGGUGUUUAUUCAGGAUUGUAUUUAUGUCAAAGUAAUGGAUUGGCUGUGCAUGGAUUCAUUCUUAACAAGAAUUUACCAAGACUUUUGUGCACAACUGUUUGCAUCAAGCAGAAUAGCCCUCUCUGAAUUAAUUUGUAAAAGUGGCUGUUUUUGAUACUGAAGAUGGUUAUUGAUGCAUUAAUAUGGAAGAACUCAGCUGUUAAGUUUCAGCCCAUCCAGAGCUGUGCACUAUAUUUCAGCCUUGUGGAUUUAUCCUUAAAUCACAGAAAAUGUUUGAAAUAAUUCUGAACAAAUUGGAUCAAUAAAAAAUUCAGUUUUA
This is a messenger RNA of Paralichthys olivaceus (Japanese flounder), 1111 nucleotides long. RefSeq names its product chromosome 4 C22orf39 homolog (gene c4h22orf39). The record is from RefSeq and is a predicted model, not a curated record. NCBI's taxonomy places the organism in Eukaryota, Metazoa, Chordata, Actinopteri, Pleuronectiformes, Paralichthyidae.